Molecule: messenger RNA, 1183 nt
Organism: Thamnophis sirtalis
Lineage: Eukaryota; Metazoa; Chordata; Lepidosauria; Squamata; Natricidae
Source: RefSeq, a predicted model, not a curated record
CUAGAACAUACAUGCGAGAGGAACUUUUACCUUUACCUUAUACAUUGGCCUGAAUUCCUCCUGUUAUUCUUAAAUGCAUUUUCAGGCUCUGCCAAAGGAAUAAUUCCCCUGUGCUGGAAUGCAAUGCCAUUCCCUCAUCUUUAGGUGACAGCAUCUGCCUGUAAAUGCUUCCGUUGUAACUUUGAACAGUCUCUCAAUCGAAUGGUUGUAAGUCGAGGACUAUCUGUGGAUGGAAUUCAGAUUUAAUUUUCCCAAUUAAUUGCAAAGCGUGCGAUUCCUAAUUGGCAGAGGUGCCCAGUUUUGCAUAUAGAACAUUGCGCAUUAUGGUCUACCAAAGGAGAGAAAGGGCUUAGCUCAGCCAUCUGCAGCAGAGGUGCUUCAGUUUCUUAACUGCAACCCCUGCCAACAGAAAAGGAAAAUAAAUGCAAACCUACUGAAGGAUAUUGCGACAUAAAGCCCAAAUCAUGCUCCAUUUCCCUUCCAGGUGGAUGUGCUGGUAGUAUCUUUCUUCAGCACCGAAGAGCAUGGUCUUCUGCUCCAAGACAGUUUUCUAUUGCCAACAACUUACCAGUCUCUUCUGGGAAUGGAAGUGCCACACUAUUACUUCGCCAAAAAGCCGGAAGCUGAGAAAAAGGACGAGAUAGAACCUGGCGGGGUCCCGCUGCAUCAGAUGGUGGCGAGAAGACCGAUGAGAGAUUUCAUCGGGCUGGAAGAAUGUGACAAGAUGACCUGCGAAGCAAUGCUUAACUUCAGUUUCUACCUAACCAUUGGAGACAUGGAUGAGGCCUUCAAGUCUAUCAAACUCAUCAAAAGCGAAGCCGUCUGGGAGAACAUGGCCUGCAUGUGCGUGAAGACCCAAAGGCUGGAUGUCGCCAAAGUCUGCCUGGGGAACAUGGGCCAUGCCCGGGGAGCCAAGGCAUUGCGGGAGGCUGAACGAGAACCAGAGCUGGAAGCCAGGGUGGCCAUGUUAGCCGUCCAGUUGGGCAUGCUGGAAGACGCUGAGCAGUUAUACAAGCAGUGCCAACGGUACGACCUCCUGAACAAGUUCUACCAGGCUUCGGACCAAUGGCAAAAAGCCAUUGAGAUAGCCGAGACCCAGGACCGAGUGCACCUGCGCACGACGUACUACAAUUACGCCAAGCACCUGGAAGCCAUAGCUGAGCGCAACUUUGCCAUCACCUAG